AUGAAGUUCCUAUUCCAGUGCCCGUGCUGCUCGUGCUUCUGCUUCUUGAAGAGAAAGCAGAAGAAGCCAACGGAGGAGGGCAAGGAGGCCCACGGCGAUGGGGUCCCGUCCCUCUGUGAGCCAUUCCCUCCUCUUCCUUCUUGAAGUUCCUCUCCAUUCCUUCCUUAUUAGGGUUUCGCUUCUUCCUCUUCUCUCUCUCCCUCGCUCCUUCUUCAUGAGUUUCAGAACUGUUCUGUAAUAUCACUUCGGACUUACCAGUCAUGAAAAUAUAUCUCUAUCAGACUAUCCCUGCUUUCUUCUCCCUUGCGCUCUCUCUCUCUCCCUCCUUCCCUAGCUCGAGGCAGAUAAAGAGCAAAGGAGAUAAGAGAGAGAGAGAGAGAGAGAGAGAGAGAGAGAGAGAGAGAGAGAGAGAGAGAGCUGUAGAAUUAGGGUAUAUAAAGCUCCCAUUUACGUCCAGCUGCGGGGGAAUGGUAUCAUCUUCAUAGAAGAUAGCGUUUACAGAUGAGCAACACAGGGCGUUCCAUGGGCCGAUAUGGGGCUGAAUUUGGCAACCUGUUGAAUCAAAAUUCGAACAAAAGGCUUGCAAAGCAGAUGAUCCCUUCCAGGUUGAAAUAUUAAGCGUUUGGUGUAAGAUGUUCCUUCCUCCUCUUUCUCUCUCUCUCUCUCUCUCUCUCUCUCUUUCUCUCUCUCGCGCGCGCGCGCGCGCUCUCUCAUUAUCUCUCUCACUCACACAUUUUCUAUCUGUCUACUACCCACUUCUCUGUCUCUCUCUUGCUCUCGCUCUCUCAUUAUCUCUCUCACUCGCACAUUUUCUAUCUGUCUACUACCCACUUCUCUGUCUCUCUCUCGCUCUCGCUCUCUCAUUAUCUCUCUCACUCGCACAUUUUCUAUCUGUCUACUACCCACUUCUCUGUCUCUCUCUCGCUCUCGCUCUCUCAUUAUCUCUCACACUCACACAUUUUCUCUGUCUACUACCCACUUCUCUCUCUCUCUAUCUCUCUCACUCUCGCUCUCACUCUCACUCUCUGAUUAUCUCUCUCACACAUUUUCUAUCUAUCUACCUAACCACUUCUCUCUCUAUCUCUCUCUCGUUCCCUCUCUUUCGUCCACGUUCUAUCCGUCUACCUACCCACCUCUCUCUCUCUCUCUCUCUAUCUCAAUCAAUCUAAUCUCACACACUGUCGAUCUACCACCUCUCAACUCUCCCUUACUUAUUCUCUUUAGUUUCCUCUCUCUGCUAUGGCUUUUGCAGACUUAGGUAAGAUCAUAAGACGUGUUAUAUUAUCGUAAAAUAUAUUAAAAUUUUGAAAAUAGAUUAAGAAUAAAGCAUUUCCGAAACAUUGAAAAUGCACCAGAAAUCGUCUCUUGGUUUUUUUAAUUAGAAUUUCGAUCAAUUUUUGGCCGGAUUAAAGAAAUGAUCACUAGCCAUCUAUUCUUCUUCUAAUAAUUAUUUCAAUGGCUAAUUAAUUUCAGUAAAUCUAUAUAUAUAAUUUUAGAAAGUUUGAAAAUAAAUCUGUUGCUGGCCCGGUCAAGGAUUUGCGAAGCCCGUCUGUAGGAGAGAGAGAGUAAGAGAGCGAGCGAGAGUCAGAGAGGAGAGAGACGAAAGAACGAGAGGAAGAGAAAAGAGAAGAGAGAGAGAUCGAGCGAGAGAUCGAGCGAGAGGCAGAGAGCAGAGAGACGAGAGAACGAGAGGAAGAGAAAAGAUGA
Molecule: messenger RNA, 1707 nt
Organism: Spirodela intermedia
Lineage: Eukaryota; Viridiplantae; Streptophyta; Magnoliopsida; Alismatales; Araceae
Source: the annotation of a GenBank genome assembly